This is a messenger RNA of Dentiscutata erythropus, 384 nucleotides long. Lineage: Eukaryota; Fungi; Glomeromycota; Glomeromycetes; Diversisporales; Gigasporaceae. The record is from the annotation of a GenBank genome assembly.
AUGCUUGAUUGUGAAGAUAUCAAUAACUAUCAUCUUUUGCAAAUAUUAUUAGCUGAUAUUAUAGAAGUUCCAGUCAAAUGUGACAAAUCUGAUGCAGAUUCAUUAUAUAAAAUUACUAAUAAUGAACUAUUAACGGAGGCUUCGGUAGAUAGUGAUAAAUCUGCUAUAGAAGGUUCAAUAAAUAGCAUAUUAGAAAAUAUGUCUUCAGAUAGUGAUGAAUCUGAUAUAGAAGUUUCAAUAAAUAGUGUGUUAGAAAAUAUGUCUUUAGAUUUUAAAGAAUUUGAUAGCAAAUACUGUCUCUAUUUUUCAAACUUUACAUUGGCAACAAUUAUCACUUGGGUAACAAAACAUAUAGUUUGUAAAUAUAAUAAAAAAAAAUUUUAA